CGCAGUACGGAAGUGUGCUCUGGCGCACCGGAAGCCGCUGGAAGAGAGCGAUGGCGGGUUUGACUGUGAGAGACCCUGCGGUGGAUCGUUCUCUACGUUCGGUGUUCGUGGGGAACAUUCCAUAUGAGGCUACUGAAGAGCAAUUAAAGGACAUCUUUUCUGAGGUUGGACCUGUUGUUAGUUUCAGGUUGGUAUAUGAUAGGGAGACAGGAAAGCCAAAAGGUUAUGGCUUCUGUGAAUACCAAGACCAGGAGACAGCACUUAGUGCCAUGCGAAACCUAAAUGGGCGCGAAUUCAGUGGGAGAGCACUUCGAGUGGACAAUGCUGCCAGCGAAAAGAACAAAGAAGAGCUGAAGAGCCUUGGCACUGGUGCCCCUGUCAUUGAGUCACCUUAUGGAGAGACCAUCAGUCCUGAGGAUGCCCCUGAGUCCAUUAGCAAAGCAGUUGCCAGUCUUCCACCAGAGCAGAUGUUUGAGCUGAUGAAACAAAUGAAGCUCUGUGUCCAGAAUAGUCCUCAGGAAGCACGGAACAUGUUGCUUCAGAACCCUCAACUGGCUUAUGCUUUGCUACAAGCCCAGGUAGUGAUGAGAAUUGUGGAUCCAGAAAUUGCCUUGAAAAUUCUGCAUCGCCAGACAAAUAUCCCAACACUGAUUGCAGGCAACCCUCAGACAGUCCACAGCGCCGGACCUGGCUCAGGAUCCAAUGUGUCGAUGAACCAGCAGAAUCCUCAGGCCCCUCAGGCCCAGUCUUUGAGUGGAAUGCAUGUCAAUGGCGCACCUCCUCUGAUGCAAGCUUCUCUGCAGGCUGGAGUUGCAGCACCAGGGCAGAUACCAGCCACUGUAACAGGACCUGGGCCUGGUUCCUUAGCUCCUGGAGGAGGAAUGCAGGCCCAGGUUGGAAUGCCAGGAAGUGGACCAGUGUCCAUGGAGCGGGGACAAGGAACCCUACAGCACUCGCCCGUGGGACCCACCGGGCCUGCAUCAAUUGAGCGAGUUCAAGUGCCGAUGCAAGACCCCAGAGCAGCUAUGCAGCGUGGGCCCUUGCCUGCCAACGUCCCAACUCCUCGAGGUCUGUUGGGAGAUGCUCCAAAUGACCCACGCGGAGGCACUUUACUUUCUGUAACUGGAGAGGUAGAGCCUAGAGGUUACCUGGGACCACCCCAUCAGGGUCCGCCCAUGCACCAUGUCCCUGGCCAUGACAGCCGUGGUCCACCCCCACAUGAGAUGCGGGGAGGGCCAUUAGCUGAGCCCAGACCUCUAAUGGCAGAGCCAAGAGGACCCAUGCUAGAUCAGAGGGGUCCACCAUUGGAUGGCAGAGGUGGAAGAGAUCCCCGAGGCAUAGAUGCACGAGGGAUGGAGGCACGAGCCAUGGAGGCAAGAGGAUUAGAUGCUAGAGGAUUGGAAGCCCGUGCAAUGGAGGCCCGUGCAAUGGAGGCUCGUGCGAUGGAGGCCCGUGCAAUGGAGGCCCGUGCAAUGGAAGUCAGAGGGAUGGAGGCCAGAAGCAUGGAUACAAGGGGCCCAGUCCCAGGCCCUAGAGGCCCUAUACCUAGUGGAAUCCAGGGUCCCAGUCCAAUUAACAUGGGGACAGUUGGCCCCCAGGGAUCCAGACAGGUACCAGUCAUGCAGGGAGCGGGCAUGCAAGGAGCGAGCAUUCAGGGUGGAGGCCAGCCUGGUGGCUUUAGUCCUGGCCAGAACCAAGUCACUCCGCAGGACCAUGAGAAGGCUGCUUUAAUCAUGCAGGUUCUUCAACUAACUGCAGACCAGAUCGCCAUGCUGCCUCCUGAGCAGAGGCAGAGUAUCCUGAUCUUAAAGGAACAAAUACAGAAAUCUACUGGAGCGCCUUAAAAGGUUUUCAAAACUACCUGCCAACAAAUAUGGAAAUUAAUUCCAUAACUUUGUUGAAAUGUUGCAAAAAGAUGAGUUCUGCAUCCUAACCCUUGAAUGACUCAAGUUGGUGCCAGGUGGAGGACUCCCAUCACCUUCUCUCAGAACAAAAUCAGUUCAUUCUGUUGUCUUAGUUUGUAUGUUUUCUGUGACUUGAAAUAAACUUUGAACACAAUUUUAGUAUACUGCAAAUUGAUAUACAUGACCUUUUUGCUUUUAAAAGGCUGAACACCAAGGGUGAAACCUUACAUGUGUUUUCUACCCUUAUUGCAGUAUUGUACUUUAAUAUUAUGUUGCCAUAGCUCUGUUUUUCAUUUUAAGUUAACCAUUUAUUCUUCUUGAUGAUAUUUGAGAAUUUCUCAGAAACAGUGUUUUCUGGAACUUACUUUUUGCUUAGUUUGCUUCCAACAGGAAUAAUAUUUGCCCUUUGAGAGCUUGCUAGAACUUCUGAGUCUACUGGGAGACAAUAGCAUGUGCUUAGAGCUGUAAAAUGGUCAGAAGGCCAACAAUGCAAAGAGCCUACCUAGGAGAGCAGUGUAUUUAGUUUAGAAAAAUCCAAAUAUCAAAAUGUAUUUUUUGGUCAGUACCAAGUCUAUUCACACGCAUAGUUCAGAGUUAAGACAAAGAUGAUGUAUGAUCACUGGUUUGAGUGUGUCAACAACACAAGAGACUGUUGACAUUUUCUUGUCUGUUUUAAAACUCUUCAGUCUGGGUAGUCAACCUUAAAAGUUAAGAAAGCCACUAAUUUUUCACAUGUUCAAGGUGAAAUAAACACUGAACAGAAAUCAAACAAACAAAAUACAUUUCAUCCUGCCUUCUAAAUAAUUACUAACCUACAGCCCUACCUAGUAACCAUAUUUAUUCUGGGAAACUAAAACAUAGAAACUCUAAAACUUUUACAUUUUUCUCAUUUAUUUUAAGAGGACCAAAUGUAGAGCAUAAGCUGUCAGAUUGCCCAUUAGGCCUGCCCCUGCCUGCUUCCUUUCACAUAGGUGUGAACAUAAUCAGUGCCACUGGCUCUAACCUAUUGCUCUUCCAGCCUAGUAUUCUCUCUCUCAUAGUGGCAUUAAGGAGAAACAUGAUUUCUCUCCAUCAGGCCAACCUCAAGAGGUUAAGAGGUGCCUUAAUAAUUAGUAAAGUUCCACUGGAACUACUCCUGAGCCUAUUUAUGUUCUCAGAGUCCUAGCCUCUGGGUUAGGAUUAUGGUCAAGUGAAUUAAAAGCCUGCCAUAGGCUUAGAGAAUGUAAUAGCAUAUUGCUUACCUGUGAAGCAAAAGAAUGCAAAGAUAAUCAACUUUAUGAGAGACAUUAAAAUUGAGGGAUUUUCUACUCUGAUAUAUAAACAUUUACUGCAACAAAAAUUUGCUGAAUAAGAUAACUUGAUAUUACAACCUAGGAAGAAAAACUUGCUCAAAACAGCCGAGGAGCUUUCUGGGUAUCUUGCUCAUCCCCAGUUCAGGCUUAGAUGUUGAUUAUGUGUAGGAUUUAUUAUCAUUACCUUUUCUGCCUACUUCCAUGAACAUUCUAGGCCUUGAUAUGUUGAUUUUAGCAACAGUCAUAUCUUGAAGUGUCAAUAUAUUUAGACAUUAAGACCAAGAGUACAGCCUUUCUCCUUAGGAACUCAUUAUAAGUUUCAAGAACACUAAGAUUCCAAAUCAAACUCACUGAAGAUCAAAUUAUAAUUUGGUCAGCAGUUGUCUGGUAGGAACCAUAUCAUCAAGGUUCCAUUGUGCAUGUUCCUAAAGCCUUAUUAAAUUUAAAUUAGCUGAAAUCUGGGAAAUUGGUAACAGCAGGGGUAUCCCAGUCUAUUCCCAUGGAGACAUC
This is a messenger RNA of Kogia breviceps (pygmy sperm whale), 3706 nucleotides long. It is a transcript of the gene CSTF2, whose product is annotated as cleavage stimulation factor subunit 2. Gene Ontology annotation, cellular component: mRNA cleavage and polyadenylation specificity factor complex. Gene Ontology annotation, molecular function: mRNA binding. Gene Ontology annotation, biological process: mRNA 3'-end processing. The record is from RefSeq and is a predicted model, not a curated record. NCBI's taxonomy places the organism in Eukaryota, Metazoa, Chordata, Mammalia, Artiodactyla, Physeteridae.